GGCUUCUGCACGUUAUGAUUUCGUCUGUGGAAGGGCAAGUUUCUCCCGUUUCCAGUCCCUCGAACCUCGCCUUCGACGAGUCAAAGCAGUGUGGGGCCCGGGACGCCAGACCCUUCCGUCGUCUGCUGCGGUGUACAUACACCUGACUUCGUUUCUGGCGCUCACCUUUGAAUGGUCACUUCCUCACACUUCUCAGGUUUCUCACAGGGUUUCAGUUGUCUCUUCCCAAUCCUUUCCCUGCCUUGCGAGGAGCUGUCGCGCCCACGGUGUAGCUUCACGCUAGCAAACCAAGUGGGGAGUUGAGGAGGCGACAGAAACGUCUCGUUUUCCAGUCCAGCGUUCCUCAAACCGUUUUCCGCCACUCCAAGGCAGGAAGAUCUCAGGAUCUCGUCGCUGUCAUUUGAAUUUACUGCGCAACCAUCCUACGAUGUUUCUCCGUAGAAAUCGAGUUCUAUGUGGUACAGUGUCUGCUGCCGUCGCUCGUUCGGCGCUUGAUCUUUUUUUUUCGCCUGUUUGUUCGUCGCACUUCUUGUAUGUCUGCGUACUGUUCCGUGACGAUCCGUCUCGCGGCCCGUGGAUCCGGAAGCUUCCGAUGCGGGAGACUAACUUCCUCUUGGUUUCUUCCUAACGACUUUGUCUUGGCUGCGUGCCGAGCCAAAAAGACAUUACCGCCUUUCAGAUUUGUUCGUCUUCGCCAAGUUCGUCAACAUCGGGCCCAUUUAGGGCGCAUUUCGGGACCAGGCUGGCGCAUCCCCCGCCGCUGCCAGCUUGUCCGACGUCUCUGGAGUGACUGUUUCGUUCUUUUGUGUCGUCUUCCCGUUGAUUUCACCAUGGAUUCCGCGAGACACUUCCUCGAAUUCUUUUGGGCUCUUGGGAACAGCCAACCAGAGACCCGAGUGGAAGCUGCUGUGGGAAUCGUAGAGUUCCUCGUCGAACGCCAGAAGGCUGGCGCCAUCCGCUCCGGCCUUUCCCUGCCGGCCUCGGAGGCGACUGAGCCUGGCUGCUCACAACCUGACGCUCGCGAAGCAGAGGAGAAGCCUGAGUCCCAGAAGCGGAAGAAGAAGCGGGGAUUCAAAGGGAGGCAAGGAGACCUUGGUCAACCGAUUAAAAACCUGAUUUCUUUUCAUGGGUCCAGCGCAUGCGACGAUCUCCAGUAUGCUGCCAAUCGGCUGCUCGCAGGGCUCACGUCCCCGAGGGCGUGUGUCCGGCAAGGGUAUUCUCUGGCUCUGCUUCUUCUCCUCCUCCAUUUCAAGAAGGAGGUUCCCAGGGAAAAGGUUUUGACUGCGCUUGAGCAGCACACUUCUAUCGCCAAAGCGUUUCCAGCAGACGUCAAGACACUUCUUCUCGGCCGCCUUUUCGGCUACGCUGUCUUACAGAAAACGGGGUAUUUUACAAGUAACGCUUGCCUCACUCAGUGUAACACAACCUUCUCUUCGCUCUGGGAAAUCGUGGAUAAAAAGGUCUACUUGCAGGAAGCGGCUUUCCGGCUCAUGCGUCGAAUUGUUGUAGACUUAUCCUCAUUCUCUCCGUCCAUUGCUCUCCAGUUCGUCCACGCGCGUCUGGGGGUGAUGGCGUCUGUAAGAGUCACCACGGCGCCUUCGUUGCCUGAGGGAGAAGCGUCGCAGAGAGAAGCAAAGCCGCAACUCGGAAAAACCAUCACAGGUCGCUUGCCUUGCAGCUUAGCUGCUUUCCUCCUCGAUCUUCGGUGGGAGGCUUCUCGCUUGGCGUGGCGGAAGAAGGAAAACUUCAAACAUCUGGAGACUCUGUUCAGCGUCGACCUCCUCCAUGAAGAAGAGCGCCCGCGGCUUAUGGCUUUCCUCGCUGAUACAGCGGCCUUCCACCCUCGCCUUCACAGUCUAUGGGACUCAUGCCUGACACUGCUACUUCACUCCAAAAUCGACUUGGAGCCAAAGGAUACAUUUCUCAGGUGGUGCCGGAACGUGGAUAAGACGCUCUUUCCGCCUUCGACGACCUCGCAAGUGGUGAAGGACCAGGCGCCUCAGCGAGAAGGCGAAAAAGCUCGCGUGGAAACGCAGAGCAUGCAAAAGGAAUUCCUGGGCUUCCGCCUCGCCAUCGAGGUCUUGAUUCGCCUCAAGCAUCGCGCAAUGGCACGCGAGGCCGGUGAAGACUGUGUCGACCGCAAGAGCAGAAAGGAUACGGGGAAGAGGCAACUGACCAGCGAAGAGGCUGUGGAAGCCAGCGCCGAGUUCUGGGCUGCUGCCGACGGAUUGCUCCGCGCUCUCGUCCGACAUCUGGAAGGCUCCCGCGGCGACCCCCUGCGCCUGAUGGCAGAUAGGAUUUUGGAUAUUUUGAUCGCCGUCUUAACUGGGAGAAGCGUUUCUGCGCCCCCCUCUCUGUCGUCGGCGUCGGUGGAGGACUCAGAGGCGAGCUCCGUGUCUUCGCGGCUAGCUGUCUCCCCGUUCGCACCCGUGUCAUCUUCUGUGGGGAAGACGCAGGAGCACAAAAUGAAGCGGGUGCACCUCGAUUGCGGGUGUCUCCGCGACCCCACCGAGGAAGGUUUGUUUGCGACUCUACUCUCCGAAGAAAGCGAGGGGGACGCAUGCAGAGGCUGGGUGCAGCAGCAGCUAGCUGAGGUUCUCGAGGAUCCGGACAACCUGAAGGAAAGGCGAAGGCGGAAGGCCAAACAGGAAGCGAGAACGUGCCACGCUCCCAGUGCAGCUCUCGGUGCCAGGCUCGAGGUUCUGCGUCAGCCUCUAUCUCUUCCACUUUCCUCGCGUUUUGAGAUUUUGCGUUCUUGGGGCGAAGCCGUUCGUUUCCGUCCGCUGAAGAAAGGCGUUAUGAAGAAACUUUGCCUGCUGGUGUUUGGCGGCGGUUUGACCGCGGAGGCACUGCGCCCAGAAGUCAUUUUGUCUCAGAUUUUCGAGAGCUUCGAAUCGGAGAAAAGCAGCCUUGCAGCUCGCCACGGCUCCGCCGAGGCUUCUCCGGACAUGGCAGGGUCGAGUUGGCGGCGUUUGUUGUGGCUAAUCGACUUUCUCCUGUUGCUCCCACAGCAGUUUUCUUCUUCCGGAUCGGAUUUGGCGUGCGGUCUCCCGUUGUUUGCUUCGCUGCUUCUCUCACUCCUCCUUUCGUCGUCUUUCCAGGUUUCUUCUCGCUCUCCCCUCUCGUCGGUCCUGUUCGCUUCGCCCUCCCGGCUGCUGUCGGCUGCCAAGAGUUCGCUUUCUUCUCGCUCAGACGCCAUGUCUCAGGGCCUCAAAGGGGUGUCUCUCACGCAGUUUUUCGCGUUUCUUUUCUCUUCCGCGCGGUCGCCUUGGCCUCGAGUCCUGCCCAAACUCAUGUCCCUACAGUCUUUCCUUCUCGCGCGCCUUGUUGACUUGUUAAUCAAGUCUCAGAGCUUUUCUGGAACCGAGGCCAGCCCCCAGUCCACUUCAACAACUGCCCCUUCUACCUCAGCGGCGGCUGUGGCCUCGCGCUUCGUCGAGGCUUUGCACGCUGCGCAUGCUGUUUGUUUUUCUCUCGCGAUGGCGACUGAGACAGAAAACGAGAAGUCCAGUGUGGAGGUCGUUGUGACGGCCGACGGGGCAGCAGCGCGGAGAUGCCACGGGAAGAAGGAAGCGCCUGCAGAGACGGCGGGAGUCCAUUUGGAGCUGUCUCGCGGGUCACUGCUCGUAGCGGGCUUGGCCGUUGCGAGCGAGAUGUCCGAGGAGACGGAGGAUCUGUCGGACUCGACUCGAGAGCAUGGCGUCAAGUCGAAGGCGCUGGCGAGAACGCGAGAGAAAGGAGAGAAUCCGACGAACAGCAAGAAAGGAGACGCGCUCCUCAGCCUCUGCUUCGAGGCCUCGACGCAUGCGAGAAACCUCGAUGUUGCCUUGCGGGCGUCAGAGACUUUGGAGAUCACCUCCCCGGAGGCGAGGGCUGUGAAAAAAGGCUUGGAGACCGCGUGUCGCGCCGUCGCCACCAGCGUCGCGACUCUGGCGAUGUACCCUUAUUUGGCUUUUGCGAGCAAGAAGCGGCGCGACGAGGCAGAACGCAAGCGCAAGGAGACGAGUGAGGCGGCUGAGGCUGGCGAGGUGGGCGAAGGGAGUCCACCGAAGCGAUUGCGCCUGUCGUCCGCGGACGGAGCCAGCGACGGCGACGUCUCCGACUCCUCACUGUUGGGCUCCGACUCCUCACUGUUGGGCUCCGACGACGAAACGGAGACACUGAGGGGAGACCGUCCCCUCGACGGGCCGCUCUUUGGUUCGCAGGCGGCCGAGUGGGGUGACAGCGCGGGAGUGCAGGAAGAGGAGGAGCGCGAGGAACUGUCGGAUUUCGCCAGUCUCCUUCAGGAUCUCUCAGCUCAGGCUGAGGCCCUCGCUGCGCUUCUGACAUCGACGAAAAGUCAGGCGCGGGAGGAAUCAGGAUGUGGGGGCGCCUCUGCGAAGCUCGCAAUCACUCUAUCGGAGACCGCGAAGAGCGCCAGCCAGCUGAUCUUCCUCGAAGGAAACAGUGCAAGCGUCGGCUUUUUGCGCGCCACUGGACGCUCGCUCUGGAAAGCGCUCUGCCCCUUCUCAAGGGAGACAGAGCUCGAGGCUCUCCUGGACAUCGUGUUGGAGCGCAAGGGCGAGGCGGAGGGAGAAAACCAAGAAACGGAAAAUGCAGUGGCCCGUCAAGACAAAAGUGAAGACUACGAGGAAAAAGAGGAAGAGGAGGAAAAAACAGAAGAGGAAGAAGAUGAAGAAGAGGAAGAGGACGAAGACGAGGAAGAAGAAGAAGACGAGGAAGAAGAGGAGGGAAACACAAAAGGAGGUGGUGAUAGAGUGGGGAACAGUAGGGAGAAAUCGGGGAGACGCGGCGAUUCAGAAGAUAGUGAAGAGGGGGAGAGCGAUGGGGAAAGUGGAGAGAGGCCGAAGGAAGGAGACAGCGACUCUCACGACGAUGACAAUUUCUCGAUUGAACUCGACGCCGACGCAACCUACCGAGCGUUGCUCGAUGAAGACGGAGAUGCGCUUCCAGGAGCCUAUGCACCUCCGCAUGCCGCGCUUCGUCGGCAGGCGCAGUCGGAGCGGAAGCAGCUCGAGCGGGAGCGUCUGGGGCACCUUCAGUUGCGCUUGCGAGCUCUGGAUCUUUUGCAGGUUUACCUGGAAAUGAAUCCGCGUUCGUCUGACGCGUUAGCCGUGUUGUCUGCACUCUUUGGUGGCUUCGACCGGAUCGCUUUGAGGAGCUUUUUGCGGCGACAAAAGAAAGCCGCAGGGAAGGCGACACCGACAGGCGGGCUUCACCAGCACAUCGCAGACAAGAUACAGAAAGUCGUUCUCGAUGCAUGCACCGCCUCAGGCAGUCGCCACCGGAAGCGUCCUCUCGCGAGCAUCUCGUCUGAGUGCGAGAGUGUCGUCGCUUCUCGGAGAAUGGAGCUGCUUCUCGAGAGCGAGAGGCGUCCGAUUUCGCUGGCUGCUGCGCUCCUUCCCUGGCGAGAAGAGUCCUGGGCAGAGGGGGUCAAAACCGAGGCCGACGCCAGAGCCGCGAAACAAGCGCUCGUCCCGCUGCAUGCAGUCCCGCCGCUCGUGCUGGGCGCCGGGUGGCGCAAGCCGGGGCGGGGGUUCGAGAGCCUCGCGAACAGCGUCACCUGCAAGGUGCAGGCGAGUUUUGGGUCUGUCGACGGCGUCGACGCAUUGUCUGACAAGCCGAAAGAGAGAGGCAAGAACUCGGGAGGUUCACGCGUAGCUGCGCAUGCAGAGAAGGGUCUUCGGAGGGCAUGGGAAGCCGCUGAGACGUGCCUAGGCCUUCGCGCGUUGGAGAUUCUGGAAACGUGCAUUGCAAGCCGUCACUUGCCCCAAGCGCAAGCUGCAGCGAGCUGCCAGUUCGUGGGUUUGAGUCUGCUGGUUCACCUGUUUAAAGUUGAACAGCAGACUGCUGAUUUCUUUUCGCAGCUUCUCACGGGAGAGCCGCGCGUGUCUGAAAGCUGGGGUGGCAGCGUCGCCUCCCAGGUGCUCAACUUGGCCCUCACCGACUGGCUGACGAAACACAGUAGUCGCCAGCAGCAACUGGACUCGGCCUUCUUCCGCUUUUUUGCGGAACGGCGCCCAGAACUCAUGCGCUUCAUUGACUUUUUCGGCGCAGCACGCCAGCGAGCCAGAGGUGCCUUUGUUCGACGCGAAUGUGUAGCAAUCGGCGCCGCCGUCGCUCGGCAUCCGACCUUUCUGUCGGGGCGAACGGAGGAGCACAGAAGCCAGAAGCCGACCCAUCGCGGAGACCUGGAGCCAGACUGUGGUGGAAAGCACUCGCGGUCAGAAACGCAGGAGACGACUGUCAAGAGAACAAAGUCGCCAGGUCUGCUGCCCCUGGUUUCGCUGGACUGGGAGGCGUGGACCCGGCGUGGAAAACGCAGCAGAGACAAGCGACGCCGUCGGACGCGAGAAACUGAAGAAGAUGUGGAAGAGAGUGCAGAGGCGGUUGCAGUGUCUCCGCCUUUGCCUGUGAGGGACGAGGUAAACGGAAGAACCUUCUUGGGGCUUUUAGAUCAACUCGCGAGCUUGGCAGACGAAGCCGCUGUCGAAGGAAGUCGAGGAACGUUUUCGUCGGCUAGCCAGAUGAAGGCAAGUCACAAAGAAAUGCUUUUGGCACUGAAGACACUGCUGCAAGCCGCGGUCGCGCAGGUGAAACGCGAGCGGCUGCGAGCAGAGUGUUCCGGGCAAAACGUCGUCGAGGAAACGAACAUUUCGAGUUCAAGAAACGCCGAAGAAACCCGAGGCGAACGCGAGCUACAAGAGGCCUGGACAGAGAUCGGCGAGAAAGUAGAAGCCGCUGCAGCGAAACUCAAGGGACAAACCGGCCGCCAUCAAGGCCUCCACGACAGCGUCGUGCGUUUGGUGGGGACGCUCCAAGGACGGGAGGAAAACGUGACGGGGCAGACCGAGGCGGAGAAAAAGUUCAAAAAGGAAGAAAAACGGAAACGCCGUGAAGAGCGCAGAAACUCGAAAGGGAAGCGGACGGUGAAAAAGGAAGCUGGUGGCGACGCGAGACCCGCGCCAGCCCCAAAGAGUGAAAAGGAAACCCAAGUGAAAUCGGAGACUGGCGAUGAGGCAAACGACGCGCAUGCUCAGUCCAAGAAAAAGAAGCUCAAGUCCACGUGAGUUGAUUUGGAAUGGAAGAUCUCGCUGUCGUCAAUAUUGCGACUGGAGACAUUUCUGGGUGGAACGAAAAUGCCGCACCGUGCAUGUUCUCAGUGGUAGAACGGGCCAGCAGUUUGCCUGCGAAUCUCGGAAACCAAAGGUGUUAAAACAGUUGUAGACUGUAUGUCGAGUCAUGAAUCGUUGACGAAUUAACACUCAGACAUUCAAAGCUCGACACUGUAUUUCAAGGAACACACGUGUAAACGGAUGUGACAUAACAGAACAAAAAUCUGUCACGCUGCAUAACACAGAGAACUCGAACACCAAUUGAUCUUCGGUGCCCUUGCACUGAACCUCCGAGUGCCGACAUGCACGCGUUGCGUCCGGGCGCUUCCCUGAGAGUCCUCCACUUAACCCGUCAGUAGCGGCAGGAUUUAGAACCAUUAUCUAGGACUUAGUGAAGGGCAUAUUGUCCAAUCCCGAUUGCUGCUGAAUCUGUUUCAUGUGAGUCUCGCUCACGGCGUUAUCAAUCACUCUGGUCACGAGAAAAUACCGGGCGCGGCACAGAAGCGCCAUCCCCUAGAGCCUGUGGUGGCAGGGGCGCCAAAGGACCAGCGCCUCUCAGUUGAGUGUCCUGAUCCAGACGAGGUCGACGGGCGAUCUGAACUCGUGGACGUGGAUUCAAAGCGACGGGGUGGGAGGCAAGGCGCGGGCAAAGCUAGGGAAUGCACAUGGUUCAGUCGAGUUCUUCGCUUCUAGCUCUAAGUUAAGGACGAGCGUCCAAACCAAGAGCAGCAAGCCAAGUAGCCAUGCUCCUCCAACAGUACAGAGACUCCGAGAACCACGGGCCAAAACUCAAAACGCUGGUGUGUCCAUCCAAUUCAACAGACGUGCAGAAUGCAAUUGCAAACUAGACAAGAAGGGCGCAUUUGCACACCUGUUGGAAUCUUCAUGCUGGUUGCGAGGGUCCACACAAAUGGAGCUCGCUGUUUCAUCCGUUCUUGCUGCACGAAUAAAAACAGUGACGUUGGAAAAAAGACUGGCCUCAGUGCUUCGAGGUACGCGAGAUAUACCGGUGAUGAAGAUGUCUUUCAUUGAAUUCGACGCAGAGAGAGAGAGAGCCUGCAUGUUCCGUAAAACAUCUCAAGAGGGAUGCAACUUUUUCUCUUCGAAUAAAUGCAAGCGACACUUGAGAAACGGCACCUUUCAUUCUCCACACCGUGUCGUGCUCAUAGUUGUUGUACUGUCGAAUGACUCUUUGCACAGAAACUUCUCGGCACUCCGGGUGAGGGAAACAAGAACAAGAAAGGCGUUCCGUGCAUUAAAAAUUUGCCUCUGGGUGGCGGCGGGGUCGGGCUUGAUACUACCGCCGUAUGUACAUAGUAGACAGUCCCAGCAAUACCAGUUGAGCUGUAGAAGGCUCGCCUUUUAUCCGCAUAUUCCAGGCGUCAAAAGACAGAAAAAGUGGAUGGGAGUUCUGGUCGCUCUGGACCUGCUGAGUAAAAAGCGGAGUCGUACCGCGUGCCUAUCUCAUCUUCUGUCACACUUCCGAAAAACAAGAAAGUGAAGUCCACGUGAGAGGCGAAAAAAAUAUCAAUACACCUUCGUGCAGGCACGUCUCCCCAUGCAAACCUCGAAAAGCCAGAAGAUAGCACGCGAAAAAACCCACAUUAUCCCGUAUCUACACCGCCAGGUGAUAUUAAGUCUAAAGCAU
This is a messenger RNA of Toxoplasma gondii ME49, 8763 nucleotides long. RefSeq lists its product as hypothetical. NCBI's taxonomy places the organism in Eukaryota, Apicomplexa, Conoidasida, Eucoccidiorida, Sarcocystidae. The transcript has 11 exons. Gene Ontology annotation, molecular function: transcription factor binding; DNA binding. Gene Ontology annotation, biological process: regulation of DNA-templated transcription. The record is from RefSeq and is a predicted model, not a curated record. The coding region runs from base 534 to 7070 and encodes 2178 amino acids. Gene Ontology annotation, cellular component: nucleolus.